Diospyros lotus (date-plum) is the source of this 2295-nucleotide messenger RNA. RefSeq names its product BTB/POZ domain-containing protein At1g03010-like. The record is from RefSeq and is a predicted model, not a curated record. Gene Ontology annotation, molecular function: protein binding. Lineage: Eukaryota; Viridiplantae; Streptophyta; Magnoliopsida; Ericales; Ebenaceae.
GUGGCUUUCAGCUUUCUCUUUCCCCAGAGAGAGAGAGAGAGAGGCAGCCGAAGAUGAUGAAGUUCAGUUUGGUUUUUAGCUAACUGGAAGAAUUGAGUACUUGAGUCUAGGACUGGUGGGUGAAGAAGCUUUUGGAAACAGAGCCAAAGGCUGAGAAUUGUCAGGUCUUUGAAGAGAUGGGAGUUGUCACUGUUGGUGAAUUGAAUUUGAAGCCAAGCAUCUCAGGGAAGAGGCCUUUUCGGCCCAGCUCUAGUACAAGGCAUGUCACUGAAUGGCCAAUAUCUGAUGUUUCCAGUGAUCUGACAAUUGAAGUCGGCUCAGCAAGUUUUGCGCUUCACAAGUUUCCACUAGUUUCUAGGAGUGGAAGAAUAAGAAAACUGUUGUUGGAAGCUAAAGAUACAAAAGUUUCACGUAUAAAUCUCUCUGUUGUACCGGGAGGACCAGAAGCAUUUGAGCAAGCUGCAAAGUUCUGCUAUGGAGUGAACAUUGAGAUCAGUCUAACGAAUGUUGCUAUGCUGCGUUGUGCAGCCCAUUUCCUAGAAAUGACAGAAGAUUUUGCUGAAAACCUGGAAAUGAGAACGGAAGCAUAUCUGAAGGAGAACGUACUCCCAAACAUAUCAAACUCGAUAUCUGUUCUUCAUCACUGCGAGUCCCUCUUACCCAUAGCAGAAGACAUAAAUCUAGCGAACAGGAUUAUCAAUGCCAUUGCAAGCAAUGCGUGCAAAGAGCAACUCACUUCUGGCCUGUCCAAGCUAGAGCACAAUUUCUCUUCAAAACCGAUGGUGGAAACUGAAACACCUACAGACUGGUGGGGAAAAUCGCUCGCAGUGCUUAAUCUUGACUUCUUCCAACGAGUUCUAUCUGCAGUGAAAACAAAGGGUCUGAAGCAGGAUAUGAUCAGCAGAAUUUUGAUAAAUUAUGCUCAUAAUUCUCUUCAAGGCCUUGUCGUUAGAGACUCUCAAUUGGUUAAAGGAAGUUUGUCGGACCUGGAACUUCUGAAGAAACAAAGGGCAGUUAUUGAAGCGAUAGUCAGUUUACUGCCAACACAGUCAAGGAAAAGCACCGUUCCAAUGGCGUUUCUAUCGAGUUUGUUGAAGUCUGCAAUAGCAGCAUCAACAUCUACCUCUUGUAGAUCUGAUUUAGAAAGGAGGAUCGGUUUGCAACUGGACCAGGCUAUUCUUGAAGACAUCCUCAUUCCUGCAAAUUCACACGGAAACAAUCAUAGCCCCAUCUAUGAUACAGACUCGAUCCAGAGGAUCUUCUCGAUUUUCUUGAACUUGGACGAGGAUGAUGACGAGGGCACUCACUUGAGAGAUGAAAGUGAGAUGGCGUAUGACUUUGACAGCCCUGGAUCUCCUAAACAGAGCUCGAUCCUGAAGGUGUCGAAACUGUUGGACAGUUAUCUUGCAGAAGUUGCGCUUGAUUCAAACUUGGUGCCAUUGAAGUUCAUAGCACUGGCAGAACUACUCCCGGACCAUGCUCGAAUAGUGAAUGAUGGAUUGUACAGAGCAGCGGAUAUCUUUCUCAAGGUUCAUCCAAACAUAAAGGACUCAGAGCGCUAUCGACUCUGUAAGACCAUCGACUGCCAGAAACUGUCGCAAGAAGCAUGCAGCCACGCAGCUCAGAACGAAAGGCUGCCCGUGCAAAUGGCAGUACAAGUCCUCUACUUCGAGCAAAUCAGGCUUCGAAAUGCAAUGAAUGGUGGUCACAACCAGUUGUUCUUUGGCUCCAUGAAUGGCGGCCAAUUCCCUCCUCAACGCUCGGGCAGUGGAGCAGGAAGCGGGUGCAUCUCGCCGAGAGACAACUAUGCAUCGGUGAGACGGGAGAACAGAGAGCUGAAGCUUGAAGUGGCAAGAAUGAGGAUGAGAUUGACUGACCUGGAGAAAGACCAUGUUUCCAAACAGGAGCUUGUGAGGUCACAUCCUGCCAACAAGCUCUUCAAGUCAUUCACCAAGAAGCUAAGCAAGCUCCAUUCCCUCUUCAGGAUUAAUAAGCCUGUAACUGCUUCUGCCAAGCCCGGCUCAGAAACAAGGCUUCUUUUCCAGAGAAGAAGGCGCCACUCUGUAUCAUGACAGUUGACAACAACACUCUUUAUCAUGUCGUGUGUGUAUAAUUAUAUAAUUCAAUUAAGAUCAUCCAAUGAGUGUAUAAUACAUUAUAGUAGUAUUACUCAUGUCAUCAUGGCUUAGCUUGGCUUGGCUGGGCUGGGCUGGGCUGCUGUCUCCUGUCUGGCUGUUGGUUUUGUUAUAUCUAAGAGAGAUAGAGAGAGAGAGAGGAGUAAUAAUAUAAGAGAUC